UAUAAAAACAAAUGAAAGCCACAAUGAAUAAACUUAGUUGGUACGUCUCAACAGUAGGGAGCGUAGUUUUUGUCUAGUACGUCGUCGAGCCAAAAUGGCGGCCGCGUUAACUGUCGAACAAGAACAAGCAACAAAGGAAUUUAUAGAAGCAGUUAACAAGUGUCGGGCAGGUCGACGUGCAGGUCCAGUGUCAUGGAGCGCAGCCGUAAAGUUCCUAGCUGCUCGAAAAUUUGAAGUUGCAAGAGCUUUGGCACUUUACGAACAGCAUGAAGCUACCAGAAAACGAGAAGGUUUAGCCCUUUUGCAACCCACUCAGGAACCACUUUUGAGUGAACUACGAACAGGAAAAUUUACAGUUUUGCCUUCGAGAGAUGCGACUGGAGCAGCCAUAGCUAUAUUUACAGCACAUUCACAUCUUCCCCAAAAUACCACACAUCAGACUACCUUACAGGGUGUUGUUUAUCAACUUGAUGCCGCACUUGAGAGUUCAGAGACACAAAGGCACGGAUUAGUGUUCAUUUACGAUAUGUCUGACAGUAAAUACCAAAAUUUUGAUUACGACUUGUCACAGAAGAUUCUCACACUGUUAAAGGGUGCUUAUCCGGCAAAAUUGAAGAAAGUACUCAUUGUUACGGCUCCAUUGUGGUUCAAGGCACCAUUCAAAAUUCUUCGAUUGUUUGUAAGAGAAAAAUUGCGAGACAGAGUUUUUACAGUAUCCAUUCCUCAAUUAACGCUUCAUAUACCACGAGAUUCUUUACCACGUCGUUUAGGUGGUUCCUUGGAAAUUCAGCAUGAAGCAUGGCUUCUACACUGUCUUAAAUCUAUGACGAAUCGGGGAGGGGGUGAACUUUGCGAGGUUUCCCCGCGGGCGGGUACUCCUCUUUCUCCGACGUCAAAAAACCAUACGGUGCAUCAGAGUCCAAAUGGAACUCCAAUUAGCAAUCCAACUAGUCCUAUGGCGGAUAAGAAUAAAAUCAAAAAUGGUAUGGCAAAUAUUGGAGACAUUGAGAUUACAAAUGGCGACACGUGGAGUGGAAAUGAUGAAGCUCCAUCACCAGUACAGCCUCCGUCCUCAGCCAGCUCGGGCUUCAGCGAUGAUGAUAGCCUUCAUGGUGACUUGGGUCUUCAGGCAGUCAGCAUGGAACAACUCGUUGAGUCAAUACAUUCAAGAGGCCGCGCUGGGCUCGUAGCAGAGUAUGCUGAAAUUAGACAAAGACCGCCCGAGGGUACCUUCAACAAUGCGAAGAUUAGAUCGAACCAAUCAAAGAACAGAUACACAGAUGUUUUGUGCUACGACCAUAGCAGAGUUUGUUUAUCUCUAUUAGAUGGUGAUUCAACUUCUGAUUAUAUUAAUGCAAAUUUCGUUGAUGGUUAUAAACAAAGAAAUGCGUUUAUAAGUACUCAGGGUCCAUUACCAAAAACUUGUGGCGAUUUUUGGCGAAUGAUCUGGGAACAACAAACACUUGUCAUCGUCAUGACAACUAGGGUAGUCGAGAGAGGGCGUACAAAGUGUGCACAAUAUUGGGGUCCGGAACCUGGAGAUGAAGUUUCAGCAGGUGGUUUUACUGUGACCACUUUGGAAGUGGACACGAAUCCAGAUUACACAGUAUCGAAACUCUUACUCGCCAAUAACAAGACUGAAGAGACAAGAGAGGUUUGUCACAUGUUGUAUACUGCUUGGCCAGAUUAUGGAGUACCUCAGUCGGCUAGGGCUUUAUUGCAGUUCCUUUCGUUAGUACGACAACAGCAAAAUUCACUUUUAACUAAUAGAGGCGAUACCUGGGCUGGACAUCCUCGCGGACCUCCUAUUGUUGUACAUUGCAGUGCAGGUAUCGGCAGAACAGGAACAUUUUGUACUUUGGAUAUUUGCAUAUCGCGACUGGAGGACACGAGUACUGUAGAUAUCCGAGGAACAGUUGAAAGAAUUCGAACACAGAGGGCUUACAGUAUUCAAAUGCCAGACCAAUAUGUCUUUUGUCAUCGUGCACUGGCGGAAUAUGCACUUUCCAGAGGGAUUCUGAGUCCACAGCAUCUUGCCAUGUUACCACCCACAAUCGAAGAGGACUCCGAUUAGGUUUAUAAUUUUUAUUAGAGAAACGAACACAAUUUUAGAUUGAUAUACUUACCAUAAAUAGGUAUAUUCUUGAAUUUCCCUUCCAUUUUUGUCAGGUUUGAAACCAAAUCAUCGCACAGAUAACGAAAGAAAAAUAAUGUCAUUAUUAUCAUUGUCAUUUUUCUAACUUUCCAAUAUUUCUCAUGUUCUCGUAAGUCGGCCUGUUAGCUAGGGAAGACAAAGAAAAUCCCCGUUAAGUUUCAAAAAUAUAACAAAUCAUUAAAUGCAAAUCAAUCAAAAUGAAUGGAUCAAACAGAAUAACCAAGUUGCGUACCAUGGUGAAAAAGAACCUAAAAGUUUCCGAAUUGCGUACAAGGAUUUAUUAUACUUGAACGUAUGACUCCUCCGUUCUUUUUUCCCUUUAUGUUUCCCUUCAACUGCUGAGAGGGGAUUUAACUAGAGAUAAGGGCUUCCUAACAUAUAAUUUUAUUAUAUUAUGUUCUAAUUCACUUUAAAAUAAUAAUAAUAAUCUACCUUUGGAAUAAUAACAAAAGAAUUAUUGUCUUAAGGACAUGUCCAAGUUGUGAAAUGUAAACAAACCAAAAAGUAAACAAACCAAGCACUAAAAUCGCAAUUUUGCGACAGCCGAUUCUCCCGCAAAAAUUAACAUUUUUAC
This is a messenger RNA of Leptopilina heterotoma, 2729 nucleotides long. RefSeq names its product tyrosine-protein phosphatase non-receptor type 9 (gene Ptpmeg2). Gene Ontology annotation, biological process: protein dephosphorylation. Gene Ontology annotation, molecular function: protein tyrosine phosphatase activity. The record is from RefSeq and is a predicted model, not a curated record. The coding region runs from base 95 to 2074 and encodes 659 amino acids. The transcript has 10 exons. Lineage: Eukaryota; Metazoa; Arthropoda; Insecta; Hymenoptera; Figitidae.